Messenger RNA from Diabrotica virgifera virgifera (western corn rootworm), 1389 nucleotides. RefSeq lists its product as uncharacterized. The coding region runs from base 43 to 1389 and encodes 448 amino acids. Gene Ontology annotation, molecular function: nucleic acid binding; zinc ion binding. The record is from RefSeq and is a predicted model, not a curated record. The transcript has 2 exons. NCBI's taxonomy places the organism in Eukaryota, Metazoa, Arthropoda, Insecta, Coleoptera, Chrysomelidae.
CAUAUCGAUAUUAAAAAAGUGAAAUCUAAGUGGUUUUAAAUCAUGAGCGUUAAUAGCGGGGGUGGACAACCCCCCGAUAAAGAUGAGUUAGAGUGUGCAAUGGAUGUGUCCCGUCCGGAUCAUCCAGCUUCGCCAGUGCCGGAUCUUCCAGCUUCUCCAGUGGAGGAAUUUAGAGGAUUCCAAAAUCCCAAUUCACAGAUAAGUACUGUUAAUGAUUCUGAUACUGUUUCCGGGAAAAAUGUAGACGUAAAUACGGUCAUUAAAAAUAUUAAUCAAUAUUCUUCUAAAGAUAAUGCUCCAUUUUUUGUUUAUGUUCAAAGUAAAACAGGGAGAAUAGGGAAUCUCCAUAGGGUAGCUACCUCUAGACUGAUUAUUAAUUCUGUUCCAGAAAUUAAACAGGACAUAGCUAACAUAUCAAUAAUAGGAGCUAAUAAAAUAAAGGUCGAAUUAACUUCUUAUACAAGCGCAAAUAAAUUAUUAACAGCACAGACCUUAAAAGAUAAAUACGAUACAUACAUCCCAAUGUUUUUUACACAUGUAAGGGGGGUCGUAAGACAAAUAGACUUAGAAUUAUCGGAACAGGAAUUAAAAGAAAUUAUUAAACCGAAAUUGGGCAACAAUUUUGAAGUAAGUCACGUAAAAAGAAUUUCACGUAAAAAUGACCAAAAUGAAAUUGUUCCAACAACUACUAUUAUAGUUACAUUUAGAGGUCAACUUUUACCCACAAAGGUAAUAAUAGAAAAAAUGGUGUAUGAUGUCGAAAAAUACGUGCCAAGAAUAAUUCAGUGCCUGAAUUGUUUAAGAUUUGGGCACGUCAGUCUGCAAUGUAGAUCAAAAGAACGUUGUAAAAACUGUGGAGAAGAUCAUAAGGCAGAAAGCUGCCAAAAAAAUGAACCAAUAUGCAUUUAUUGUAAAGAAAAGCAUUGCGCUACUGAUAAAAAAAAUUGUUCAGAAUUUAUUAGACAGAAGAAUAUAAAAAGAACUAUGGUAUAUGAAAACCUAUCAUACGCCGAGGCGUCUUCUAAGCAUGAAACAAGUUUUUCAAGUGUAGCAAAAAAUAACACAAAUUCUAACCGUUAUACUGUUACUUUAAAAAGAAGGAGGUUAGCUAUGUCCCCAGAGAUCGAUGAAACAUUCGAAAAACGUAAAGAAAUAAUUUCAAAUCCAAAAACUUUAACAGAACCUGUUUUCAAUAAGUUUAAAAAUAUACCAAAUUAUAAUAAUGGUUGUGAUGACUCUAACACGGUAAAUAAACAGAUAAAAACUUGCGAAUCAUUAUUAAACCUUAUCAAAGAUAUUUUAACUUUUUCAAAUGUAGAAAUUAAAAAUAGUACACUUAUUGAAAACAUAAAAGACAGUAUAACGCAAAUUUUAUCUGACUAUGAGUAA